Triticum aestivum (bread wheat) is the source of this 3125-nucleotide messenger RNA. RefSeq lists its product as uncharacterized. Bases 107 to 3010 code for a protein of 967 amino acids. The transcript is spliced from 5 exons. The record is from RefSeq and is a predicted model, not a curated record. Gene Ontology annotation, molecular function: glycosyltransferase activity. NCBI's taxonomy places the organism in Eukaryota, Viridiplantae, Streptophyta, Magnoliopsida, Poales, Poaceae.
AAUCCCAUGCACACAUAUACUCACUCCUACUAGCUAGCUCCCAAGUCUGUGAGGAUCAGUGUCCACCAUUGUUCACUGGAGCUAAGUGAACAAGCCAGUGUACAAGAUGAAGAAGGCCAUGAGGAAGGAGAGUGGUAAGAAGCUUGUGGGCAGGGCAGUAGCAAGGGCUCUCGUGUGGCUUUUGCUUCCUGUCCUUGUCUUCGUCGUGCUCUACUCCGAUCACAUGCCGCGGGUUCUUCAAUUACAAGCAACAACUCUUUAUCCUUCAUUUAAUUCGGAUUUGGUCGGCCAUGCACCACCUUCUCCCGCAUCAAGCGAGCAGACGCUCGGCGAGGCCGUCGAUGCACCACCUUCUCCCGCAACAAGCGACCAGACGCCCGGCGCGGCCGUUGAUGCACCCCCUUCUCCGGCAUCACGCGACGAGACGCCCGGCGACGUCAUCAGUGCGAACAAAAGCCAAGGCGACAUCGCCCGUCGACAAGAUACAGAUGUGGCAGCACCAAGAAGCAAGUCAGUGUGCGACUUCAGCAGUGAACGCAUGGACAUAUGUGCCAUGCAAGGUGACGUCCGUAUGCAUGGCAAAUCCGCCACCGUGUACGUGGUCUCGGCGUCUGAUGAUAGCUACCGGCCAGAGAAUGGAACAGUGAAGAUCCACCCGUACCCGCGCAAGUCGGAGGAAGGAACGAUGCAAGCUAUCCGGGAGGUGAGCAUCCGCUGGAGCGGGCUGGAUGCGCCACGGUGCACGGUGACACACGACGUCCCCGCGGUGGUCUUCUCCACCGGCGGCUUCCUCAACAACUUUUUUCACGCCAUGACCGACGGUCUCAUCCCUCUCUUCAACACCGUGCGGGAGUACGAUGGUCGCGUCCAGCUUGUGGUCACUGACUACAACCACAAGUGGGUUGACAAGUUCCAAGACAUCCUCGCCGCGCUCUCCAUGUACCCGGUCAUCGACUUUGACGCCGACAACAAGGUGCGUUGCUUCCCGUCGGUGCACGUCGGCACCGAGAGCCAUAAGGAGAUGGGGAUCAUCCCUGCUUUCUCCCGCAAGGGCUACACGAUGACGGACUUCCGGAACUUUCUCCGGUCGGUCUACUCGCUAAAGCGUGAAUGGGCGACCCCUGUAAACAGGACCGCCGGCGACAGGCCUCGUCUCCUCAUGGUGUUGCGCCGCAAGUCGAGGGCAUUCGCGAAUGAGGCGGAGGCCGUCGCAGCUGCCACAGAUAUCGGUUUUGAGGUGGUGUUGGGGGCCCCGGAGGCCAUGGGCGACAUGGCCCGGUUCGCAGAGGUUGUGAACUCGUGCGACGUGAUGGUGGGUGUGCAUGGUGCAGGGCUCACCAACCUGGUGUUCCUCCCGCGCAACGCGACGUUGGUGCAGGUUGUCCCGUGGGGCGACAUGAGCUGGGGGGCCAAUGCUGCCUUUGGUGCGCCGUCGGCUGACAUGGGGCUCCGGUACGUCCAGUACGAGCCGACCGCCGAGGAGACGACGCUCAAGUACAUAUACCCGAGGGACCACGCCGUCUUCACCGACAUUGCCUCCAUACACAGGCAGGGGUAUGGUAUGACGUGGGCGAUCUUCCUCAACGGCCAGAAUAUCACCCUCGACAUCGACCGCUACAGAGGGGUGUUGCAGCAAAUCUACCAUGAUAGUGUAAUGGCCAAUCCUUCAUUUAAUUCUGUUCCCGUCGUCGAAGCACCGCCUUCUCCGGCAUCAACCGGCGAGACACCCGGCGACAUCCUUGAUGCGAACAGAGAUCUCCAAAACGAAAAGGGGCACCUAGCCAUGAAGGCGGGAUUAGACGGUUCUUCGAUAAAAUCAGAUGUGGCAGCACCAAGAAGCAAGUCAGUGUGCGACUUCAGCAGUGAACGCAUGGACAUAUGUACCAUGCAAGGUGACGUCCGUAUGCAUGGCAAAUCCGCCACCGUGUACGUGGUCUCGGCGUCUGAUGAUAGCUACCGGCCAGAGAAUGGAACAGUGAAGAUCCACCCGUACCCGCGCAAGUCGGAGGAAGGAACGAUGCAAGCUAUCCGGGAGGUGACCAUCCGCUGGAGCGGGCUGGAUGCGCCACGGUGCACGGUGACACACGACGUCCCCGCGGUGGUCUUCUCCACCGGCGGCUUCCUCAACAACUUUUUUCACGCCAUGACCGACGGUCUCAUCCCUCUCUUCAACACCGUGCGGGAGUACGAUGGUCGCGUCCAGCUUGUGGUCACCGACUACAACCACAAGUGGGUUGACAAGUUCCAAGACAUCCUCACCGCGCUCUCCAUGUACCCGGUCAUCGACUUUGACGCCGACGACAAGGUGCGUUGCUUCCCGUCGGUGCACGUCGGCACCGAGAGCCAUAAGGAGAUGGGGAUCAUACCUGCUCUCUCCCGCAAGGGCUACACGAUGACGGACUUCCGGAACUUUCUCCGGUCGGUCUACUCGCUGAAGCGUGAAUGGGCGACCCCUGUAAACAGGACCGCCGGCGACAGGCCUCGUCUCCUCAUGGUGUUGCGCCGCAAGUCGAGGGCAUUCGCGAAUGAGGCGGAGGCCAUCGCAGCUGCCACAGAUAUCGGUUUUGAGGUGGUGUUGGGGGCCCCGGAGGCCAUGAGCGACAUGGCCCGGUUCGCAGAGGUUGUGAACUCAUGCGAUGUGAUGGUUGGUGUGCAUGGUGCGGGGCUCACCAACCUGGUGUUCCUCCCGCGCAACGCGACGUUGGUGCAGGUCGUCCCGUGGGGCGACAUGAGCUGGGGGGCCAAUGCUGCAUUUGGUGCGCCGUCGGCUGACAUGGGGCUCCGGUAUGUCCAGUACGAGCCGACCGCCGAGGAGACGACGCUCAAGUACAUAUACCCGAGGGACCACGCCGUCUUCACCGACAUUGCCUCCAUACACAGGCAGGGGUAUGGUAUGACGUGGGCGAUCUUCCUCAACGGCCAGAACAUCACCCUCGACAUCGACCGCUACAGAGGGGUGUUGCAGCAAAUCUACCAUGAUAGUGUAAUGGCCAAUCCUUCAUUUAACUAGAUGACACGUUGUGCCCUUGACGAAACAUAAUGCUGCCGAGAAGCGAUGCCAUCUAUAUGAAAGCCAUCAAUGAUGGGGUCAAGGAGGAGCGCUAUCACCCCUAUGUUGCUGAUAC